Fomitopsis serialis is the source of this 747-nucleotide messenger RNA. RefSeq lists its product as uncharacterized. The transcript is spliced from 6 exons. NCBI's taxonomy places the organism in Eukaryota, Fungi, Basidiomycota, Agaricomycetes, Polyporales, Fomitopsidaceae. The coding region runs from base 1 to 747 and encodes 248 amino acids. The record is from RefSeq and is a predicted model, not a curated record.
AUGGCAUCCGUACCCGCACUUCGCAAGGCACUUGCUUACUUUGAGGAACCCGCCCGCGGGCCGAUUCCUGUGGACAUCUAUGAGGCUCAGUACUGGGAGAUGGCAGGGGCACAUGCGUGUCUGAUGAACGGGCUACUGAACGUGUACCAACAAGCGACAUCCGUACCCAAAGAGAAAGAGAAAGACUUCGUUGGCUAUGUUCUCCAAUGGGUAGCAGCUCUAGAACACCAUCAUCAUUGGGAGGAGAACAUCUAUUACCCUCUCUUCAAUCCGAAGUUCGACACUUCCUCUAUUGUGGCGGAACACGCGACCUUCACGGAGGGCAUGCACAAGUUCGAGCAGUACCUCGUUUUUUGUCUCCCUUCGGGCGAGAAGUGGGGAUACGACCAGGUCGCGGGACCUCACGAUCAACAACCCUACGAUGGUGAAAGGCUGAGAACGCUCGUGGAUGCAUUCAUUGAGCCUCUCACGAAGCACUUCAUGCAGGAGAUCACGUACCUCGAACCGGCGAAGCUUCGCGCGUCCGGGUUGGCGGAAACGGAGGUCAAGCACAUCGCCGACGUCAGCACCCAACAUAUGAAGGAGAUGCCACCGACAACGUUCCUCGUUUACACGAUUAUACACUCACCACCAACGUCCGGCUUCCCACCCGUCCCAGGGCUCGUCAAGUCAUUCUUGGGGCCAUACGUGCUCUCGUUGCCCAACAGACGUUAUUGGCAAUUCGCCCCGAAGAACGGUGUUUGCUAA